Molecule: messenger RNA, 1198 nt
Organism: Physcomitrium patens
Lineage: Eukaryota; Viridiplantae; Streptophyta; Bryopsida; Funariales; Funariaceae
Product: proteasome subunit beta type-2-B
Biological process (GO): proteasomal protein catabolic process
Cellular component (GO): proteasome core complex; nucleus; cytoplasm
Source: RefSeq, a predicted model, not a curated record
ACCAAGUUUGAAACCAACCCCCUCUCGAAGGCAAGGAGGAGGAGGAAGGACGAAGACGGCCACGAAGAAGAAGAAGAAGGCCUCCGUAGCAAGCUAGCUAGCUAUCAUCCCCUGCUGCUCCCGUUCCAUAGCUGCUGCUAGAUUUGGUUGCGAGGAAGGCGAGACUUGAUUGCAGCUUCCGACCUCGAUUGAUUGCAGAGUGCGCAGCAUGGAGUGCAUCUUUGGGCUAGUGGGUGAUGGGUUCGCUCUUGUGGUCACUGAUACAUCGCAAGUGCAGAGCAUUGUCGUGCAGAAGACGAAUGAGGACAAAAUUAUGAUCCUCGACUCGCACAAGCUGCUCGGCGUCACUGGCGAGAGUGGCGACAGAGUGCAGUUUUCGGAGUACAUUCAGAAAAAUAUUCUGUUGUACCAGUAUCGAAAUGGAAUUCCCCUAUCGACAUCGGCUGCUGCGAACUUCACGCGGGGAGAGCUUGCCACUGCUCUCCGAAAGAAUCCCUAUGAAGUGAAUAUGAUGAUAGCUGGGUGGGAUAAGGACCAGGGUCCAUCUCUUUACUACUUGGACUAUAUCUCAACCCUUCAUAAGGUUGAGAAAGGUGGAAUGGGUUACGGUGCAUACUUUCUGCUUUCACUCAUGGACCGAUACUAUGAGAAGAACAUGUCACUGGAGAAGGCCUUGGAGCUGGUGGACAUGUGUAUUGAAGAAGUGAGGAGCAGGCUAGUGGUCUCGCCUCCAAACUUCAUUAUUAAGAUUGUCGACAAGGAUGGUGCUCGGGAGCUUGCGUGGAGGAGAACCGUGGAAGACAAACAGGGACCUCCCUCUGCUGCAGCCCCCAUAGCGUCCCCCAUGGCUGAAGAUGUGUCUGUUUGAAGUUAGAGAAUGCUGGACUAGUCACUGAAUGCUGAGAUGAUAGCAAUGUAUGGAUUGCUUUUUUUUUGGUUCUUUUCGUCACAAUACACACUAGUUCUUGUUGGGGCAUAGUUUGUGCCUCUUCUGAGACUGUUCACGGUAAGGCAGACCCAUAUUGUCAGCCCCCCGUUGAUCACAUUCACUGCAAUUGGUUGUCUAUAAAGGUAGUAACGAUUGUACCCCUUUGGCAAGAUCUUAUACAUCUAAAACAUUGAAUUGGCCUGCUUACAUAAGUACAUGGAUAGCCGUUAGAUAAGUCUGUUUUUUAAUUCCCUCGGAGGAAGUUCGUUA